Molecule: messenger RNA, 1122 nt
Organism: Clavispora lusitaniae ATCC 42720
Lineage: Eukaryota; Fungi; Ascomycota; Pichiomycetes; Serinales; Metschnikowiaceae
Source: RefSeq, a predicted model, not a curated record
AUGUCUGGGUUUCUUAUUGAGAGACAAAGAAAAGAGUUACCGCACACCCGUACACCCAGAGUGCAUUUCUUUAGGUGCUUGUCAACUUCCAUUAAUCGAUACUUCUUAAUCAGAAUGAGCCAGUAUGCAGCUUCUGAGCACGCCAAUUCUUGUGAUGAUAUAGUCGAAGUCUCUGAAAAUGGUGUUGGGACUCAAUCUGAAAUUUUGGAUUCCGGAGACGCAGAAUCAAGUCAAGACGCACUGACAUCUUACGACAAGAAUACGGGAAACCUCGAGCAUCAGGCAAAUGUUGAAAGCAAUGCUGAUGAAAGUGCUGAAGGAGAACAUGGCGAUGAAGAAAUGGACGAUGAUGAUUUUGGGUCUUUUGACGAAGCAUCAUUUGAAGAAUUCCAAGUUCCAGAAACCACGGACGCGUUGGACAAACUAUGGACCCUUUCUAAUAACCCAGACGCUAUUGACGAUGAACUAGAAAAAGUACUAAAUUUGGUUGUUCCAGAAGCUGAGACAACCGAGAGCAAACCAGAAUAUCCAGAGCUUGUAUCUGAUAAAUCUCUGCUUUUUUCAAUAAUAUCCAAGAGUCCUCGACUCAAACCGCCAAACUGGAUAAAGCUGAAGAUUCGACACAGUCUAUUAAUCAAAUUGGGGGUGCCGAUUAACUUGGAUGAGUUGGAUGCGCCUUCUCUUUUGGCCAAAGUUCAGAAUAAUGCUCGUGAUAGAAGCAGAUCUAUAAGUGUCCAGGAUAUAGACUGGAGCCAUUUUGAGAUUCCAGAAUUUAGCACGCUAAAUGUAUCGAAUGAGAAAAAACAGGAGCUCAUGUCCUCCACCCAACAAACAUUGUCUCGCAUAGAAGAAGACAUUUUGAAUAAUACGUCAGAACUAUUCUUACAGAAUUCUUCCGACUCCUCAUUAGAUGCCAAAUUGAAGCAAAUGAGAGAUAACUACGCCCAGCUAAUUGAGCUAAGUUCGGUAUGGCAGGACCAGAUCCGCGAACUCCAAAACAGUCAGGAAAUCUACGAAUCAGUCGUGCAAAAUUUGGUGGGUUACAGUCAGAAACUUCAGCGUAAUGAAAUUCUAGAGAGCCUCAGUAAGGGAAAAUCUAAAAAGGGGAAACGUACUUUUUGA